Molecule: messenger RNA, 579 nt
Organism: Salvia splendens (bonfire salvia)
Lineage: Eukaryota; Viridiplantae; Streptophyta; Magnoliopsida; Lamiales; Lamiaceae
Product: zinc finger MYM-type protein 1-like
Exons: 1
Coding region: 1-579 (192 amino acids)
Source: RefSeq, a predicted model, not a curated record
AUGAAGAUAAUUGUGGAUGAUCUUGGUGAUGACUACUUUGCUAUAUUAGCCGAUGAAUCUAGUGAUGUGUCCCAAAAGGAACAACUGGCUCUUUGUUUGCGCUAUGUUGAAAAGAAAAGGGGAAAGGUAGUUGAACGAUUCAUUGGUCUUGUGCAUGUUGGUGAUACUACAUCUUUGUCUCUUAGAAGUGCAAUUAUGACUUUACUUGUUGAACAUUCAUUAAGCUCAUCCAAGAUUCGAGGGCAAGGAUAUGAUGGGGCUAGUAACAUGAAGGGUGAGAUACAUGGACUCAAGACUUUGAUCAUGAAAGAUACUCCAAGCGCUUACUACGUACAUUGCUUUGCCCACCAGCUUCAACUAACAUUGGUAGCCAUUUCAAAAAAGAACGAUGAUUGUAGUUGGCUUUUUGAAACUGUUAGUAUUUUGUUGAAUGUAAUUGGAGUUUCUUGUAAGAGAAAUGAAUUGCUUCACGAAGUUCAAGCACAAAAAGUUGCUCAAGCCUUGGAAAUUGGUGAACUUGAAUCGGGAUCGGGGUUGAAUCAAGAACUUAGUUUGAAGAGGCCUGGAGACACUCGUUAG